This is a messenger RNA of Synchiropus splendidus (mandarinfish), 711 nucleotides long. RefSeq lists its product as uncharacterized. The transcript has 5 exons. NCBI's taxonomy places the organism in Eukaryota, Metazoa, Chordata, Actinopteri, Syngnathiformes, Callionymidae. Bases 39 to 602 code for a protein of 187 amino acids. The record is from RefSeq and is a predicted model, not a curated record.
UGUACGAUCACUAUUUAAGAGGAGUUGAAGGAGGCAACAUGCACCGAUCUUAUCAGCCUUUGAAGCCUGUCACCAAUAGAUACCUGCAGCAUCGGUGGGAUCAUGAAGAUUACCAGCAUCACCGUAGCAAGGUAUGCACUGCUCUCCCAGUGGUGAACACCAAAGGACCAAAGACACCUACUCACAUCCAGCUGAAUCUGAAGAAACAUCAGCUGCACAAUGAGCGUCUGUCAAUCAUUGACAGAGAUAACCGUCUCCUGGCAUCAAAACUGGCCGACAUUGUCGGCUCCAAAGGUCUUGUGGAUCACCAGAACCAAUACCACCUGAGCAGUCUAAAUGCAGAGAAGCGGAGGACAGAACUGCAGAUGGUUUCCCGCCAAAAUCAAGCAAUUUACCAGCGGUUAACUUCCCGCCAGUCUGAAUAUCGCCGCCAAUUGUGGAUGGAUGACUGGCAGAAGGCUCAGCAGAGGCGGGCAUAUAUCACACGCUACCCUCAAGGACUUGCAGACAAACAGAAAGUACACCGAAAGGUCAAGUUCGCCUCGGAGAGGAAAACUGAGUCGGAGGUCAGCAGCGACAGCAGGAUAUCUGACUUUAACUGAGUGUAUAAAAUGAAAUACUGUAUUUUCUCUGACUGAAAUGUCAACCCCACAGAGUACAUAAUUUAUCUGUGUUUUUAUGCGACUCCCGCACUGCUGUGUGUGUGUGUAA